UCAAUGCGGUAGUGGAACGAAACGGAAGAACACAGGUUGGAAAGGGCUGAGGAUUUUUCAAUCCCGUUUACAAAACUGUCUCCAACCGGACCACUACGAAUUUUAGGAAAGCCAGAGGCCGCUAUACAACAUGGGAAACGCAGAGAGCGGCUGCGGAGGUGGUAGUGGGGACGAGGAGGAUGUCGAAGCUGAGAGCCCCGGGUUCGCGGAAGGCAGUCCGGCCUCUGCGGCCACGGGCGUCGGCGUUGCAAACAGUGGAGGCUCUGGUUCUGGAAGGAGUGGAAGGGGAUCAAAUAACCCUCCAGUGCCGGGCUGCGGACCACCUACCCCCGGGGUGCUUUUAGAGCAAGUCAAACUGAGGGAGGCGGCGGCCCGCAUUAGCGACUCGGGGGUCGCCAUUCCUGAGUCGGUCCUGGCCGGGAAUGAGGGCGUCCUGGUGCGGUGGCUCGAGGACCGGUUGAGCCGGGGAGAGGAGUCUGUAAAUGUGGAACAAUUUUGCGAGAUGCUCGAGAGCCGAGACGCUCCGCGAGAUGAGUGCGAAGAGGCCUUUGGUCAGUUUGACGCAGAGGGCGAUGGAGUGGUGGACGUUGAGAACAUGCUGAUGGCUCUGAAGAACUCCAACGGGGCCAAUCUACAGGGAGAGCUGAGUCACGUGAUCAGACAACUCCAGGCAUGCACCCUAACCCCAGGAUUCGUUGACAUAUUCUCCAAGUCCAAAGACAGGUUGGGAGCGCAUGCCUCAAAGAUCCUGAAGUUCCUCCACAGGAACCGUAUUCCCAGUAGUGCCAUCCCUUUCCCUGUUCUAGAGGGAUACAACAGCAUUUGUACCAUGAGGUCUACCGUGGUGCAGGACUUCCUAGAGUUCCUCCUUCAGAAGGAGAAAGACUUAGACAUCCAGUACAGGGCAGAGUUGAACCGGGACCCAGAGGUGGAUAAAGUGAAGGUGGUCACACAGUGCUACAACUUCAUAGAAGCUUCAUCCAAUGCUGCGGACAUCCACAAGAUGACCAACGGAGAGACUGUGACCUUCUGGCAGUCAGACGGCAGUGCACGCUCACACUGGAUAAGGUUGAAGAUGAAGCCGGACGUGGUGCUGCGUCGCCUGGCCAUCGCAGUGGCAUCCAACGACCACAGCUACAUGCCCCAGCUGGUGUCGGUGGCCGUGGGCAAGAACCGGCGCUCGCUGCAGGAGAUCAAGGAUGUGCGCAUCCCCUCCAACGUCACAGGUUACGUGGCCCUGCUGGAGAACGCCAACAUCACUCACCCCUACAUCCAGAUCAACAUCAAGCGGUGCCUGAGUGAUGGUUGUGACACGCGGAUCCACGGGCUGAAGACCCUGGGCUACCAGAUCACCAAGAGUAAAGAGGUGUCUGUGUCUGAUGCCUCGGCUAUCUGGUACCUGUCACUGCUCACAUCCCUGGUCACAGCCUCAAUGGAGACCAACCCUGUCCUGGCACAGACUGUCCUACAGAGCACACAAAAAGCCUUAAAGCACAUGCCACCACUGUCCUUAACGCCGUCGUCCACUGAGUUCCCCAAGUUCUUCUCCAUGAACAUCCUUGAGGAGGUGGACGGGUUCCUGCUCAGAAUAGCAGAUUGCUGUGUGACCCCUGAUGCAGAACUGACCCUGUUGGCCUUUGCCCUGGCCCGGGGCAGUGUGGCUAAGAUCCUCCAAUCCCUGUCUGGUAUCAGUGAGCACCUGGAGGCAGAGUACAGAGCCUCGUCMCUCAUCUCCUCCAUGGCCUCAGUCAGACUGCGCCUGCUCUACCGCAACGGGAAGACCCUUCAGUUGCACCUGCAGGCCUGUGAUGUGAAGGGCAAAGAGGAGAAGUCGGGACCAGAGAACAUGCUGACUGAAUCCGCCGCCACUGGAGACGGGUUUCUUACAGAAAGUGGUAAGAAGAGAGCUAGCGUGAUCCUGUCUACAGAAGACCAGAGCAACUUCCAGGUCACUCAGAUGAAGAUUAAAGUCCGUAAAGGUGCCAUUGGAGCAAAGUGUGGCCUGGUGUUUGCCUACAGUGAAGGAGACACCUUUGAUGCAGAAAAACACUUCAAGAGGUUUAAGAAGUAUGACUCCUGGAACUACAAGGACUACAAGGAGUUUGUGCAAGACAAUCUGAGGAUUCCACUGCAGGCGGAGGAUGAGCCCAUUGGCUGGUUUGAGCUGGAGGAUGACUGGAACGAUGUGGARAUCAAACUGCAGACUUGUCGCGUUGCAAAGUUCCUGAUGGUGAAGUUCCUGUGUGCGCGGCAGGACAGUGCAGAGCGUCUGGGGGUCCAGUCCCUGUCCUUCAGUGGGUACCUGUGUCCCGGGGCCGAGAGGCUGGAUGAUCUGGACGACCUGAGCCCACAGGGAGAUGGCUCAGAGGGGGACAUGGUCACUGGACUCACCCUGCUCAAGAAGACCCUCUUCUUCAUCCAGCAGCUCACACGAGACAUGGUACCCACUGAUGUGUCCCUGUUCAAGCAGAAGUUUCUACUGGAUUUCAGUGGUCUCAACCUCAUCCUGUUUUGGAGCUUCUACAACAAACUCCGGGAGAUUGAUGGAGAGGAGGUGAUGAAGAGCAGAGUGCUGGUGCUCCAGCUGCUCCAGAACUGUUUCGCCGUGCUGCCCAGCCCCAGCUCGCUGGAAUUCAGGGGCCUAGAGGAGAGCAGGGGGACCGAGGAUGGAGCAGUAACCCCAGCAUCAGCCUCGGCAUCCCCGUCCACAUCCAGCAGUAGCGAGCCAGACUCUGCCAGGGCAGUGUGGGAGCUCUACACCCACCUCUGUCAAAUAGUAGAUGGUCCAGAGGCUGAGGGGACAGUGGACAAAGCCCUGAGGAAGGAGGCAGUGAAAGCCGUUCUGAACGGAGCAGCAAUCUUCUUCCCAGACAAACAAAGCAGAAGAGACAAACUCUUCCACAUGAUGAAAAACAUCACAGAGGAGGAUCAGCCAGAGUCUGUGAAAUUGACGUUUGAAUCGCUUUGUAAUUACUUCAGUGACCAGGAUCCCAGUGGCCUUCUCCUGCUCCCUCCUAAAGGAGCUCCUUCAGACUUUGACAUCAGCCCCAUCCUCAGUGUCAUGGAGACCCUGCUACUGGUGGCCACUCGGGAAUGUGAGGUGAUGAUGGUGGAUGUGAGUGGCGGGGCCAGCAGGAAGGUGCUACUGUCUCUGUUCUGGGCUCUGCAGGGCAGCCUGCUCUCCUGGUGUUACCUGCAACUCAAAGGAGGGGCUGCUGCAGCCCCCACCGCUGCAGACCUGGCCAGAGAUAUCCUCCUCAAAUAUGUGGAUCAGUUCCUGGGCAGCACUAAGACAGUGCUGGGAGGCCUGCUGCGGAGAUACAGUGGAGCUGAAAUCACUGACAAACUCAAUGGAUCCAUCCUGGCCAUGGCCACCAGACAGAUGAUGAUCUUCUUGUUGGAGCUGUGUUUCCUGGACAUCCCUCACUGUAUUCUGCUCACCAGUUUCGCCUCUCUGGUUGAGCUGCUUAAAAACCUCUCCAGUGAAACGGGAGACAUCUUCUCUAAGGUGGACCUGGAGAGCUGCCAGCAGCCCCAGCAGCCGGUGGUCCUGAGGACCUGGAACAUGGAGUCUCCUCAUAACUACGAGAACAGCAGACACGAGACCACCAUCUUCGCCUGCCCCGGGGCCACUUCCUUCGAGGUGGAGUUUGACGAACGCAGUGAGACAGAGAAGAGAUACGACUACCUAGAGUUCACAGACGCCAGAGGAGGGAAGGUCCGCUACGACAUGAAGGUCGGGACUGAGAAAUGGCCAAAGAAGGUGACGUUUGAGGCUGGGCCCCAGCUGCAGUUCCUGUUCCACUCAGACAGCAGCAACAACGAGUGGGGCUAUAAGUUCACUGUGACGGCCCACGGCCUGCCUGAUAUCACCGUGUCCUGGAUGUCAGACCUACAGCUCCUGGUGGCCCGACUCAUGGGCCGCCUGGCCUCCAGGACCAUGGCCCUCAAAUCACCCCACGAGAUCCGCAGUGUGAAGGAGCUUCCUGCUGGGAAGAUGGCCCACGUCCUGUCCUCUCCUCUGUGGAAGCCUGUCUUCAGACACGGGCUCAUUGAAUCUCCCCACGUCCACACAGAUGAGGUGAAGACAUGCCAGCCAGGUUGUUCUGAUUGUUUCAUGARAUUCUGUGCCGACUUUGGUCACUGGAACCCGACAGAGGAGCCUCUAGACGGCAGGACUCAGUUGAUGAAAAGCCUCAUGCUGGCCUGCAAGAAGCAGCCAAUUAGGAACGAGAUAGUUGCGGGGUGGAAGGCUGACAUGGCGGUGAAUGCCAUCUUUGCAGCCAUGAUUUACCACACGCCAGCCCUCAACCACGCUCUCAGGAUCUAUGCCAGCCAGGGUGGUCAGGCGAGUCUGAGUGAAGACUUUGUGCAGGUCUUCUCACUGGCUGAGAGCAUCAAAACAUGGAUGUUGGAGAUGAAGCAGCGGUAUCUGGUAGGCAAAAUGAAUGUCUCUGAGGAGGAGAAGGAGGAGGGCCACUGUGAAGUAACCAUGGAUGGUCUCGCUGAGAUGGUCCUUGGGAAGGCCGAUCUUUUGUUGAGAUUCCCCCCCAGUGGCGCUUCUUCUCGCUUGGACACCGACUCCUCCAGGGCAGCAGAGGGCAGCGCUGUCCUACAUCCUCCACUCCUCCRCUCCACCUCCAUAUCAGAGGGGGACUUCCAGCCCAGCACCUCGUUGGGAGCCCAGUCCUCCCAGRCAGCAGGCUCUGAGGUGGGGGGCUGUGAAGCAAGGUCUGGAGCUGUGGGCCCAGUGCCUGGACCAGGCUGCCCUCAUUCUUUCAGGGUCCAUCCCCAAGGUUCGACAGCUUCUGACCCAGGGCCGGGCCCAUCCAGCCAGGGYCUCCUGGGGUCCACAGAGAGCCUGUCCUACCAGCCAGGGGCAGCAGAGCCUGCCUCCCCCUCCACCUUCCCCCGGAAGGCUCCCUCCUUCAGCCGGGGCCGCCUUCGCCUCCUCUCCUUGCGCUCCGUGGAAGAGCCUCGCUCUGCCCCCUCUAUCAAGGAACGCUACCCUCUCCUCAAACACAUCAUCAAUUUCAUGAAGGACCAGACACUGACUGCUGUCAGUGUCCGGCAGACGCUGUCCUUGAACAAGGCCCAGGCUCAGAGUGUGUGUAAGGUACUGGAGACGGUGCAGCAGUGUUUACUGUCCCUGGGGAAACCACACCUCUUCCAGGCCCCCUGCAUUCUGUUCCUACAGGAACUGCUGGCCUGCCAGAAAGACUUCACCAGUUAUUUCUCCCAGUUGUCUGGCAGUGGGCAGGAGCUGAGAGAGAAGGUGAGGAGGUCCUACCAUCGACUAGUCCUCAUGCUGGUGGAGGCAGUACAAGGCUUCAGCAGUCUCAACGAGAAGGUCCUGCUGCCUGCCCUUUCUUGUGUUCAGACAUGCCUGCUGCAUCUCYUGGACAUGAGCUGGGAGGUGCAGGACCUCCCCCUGUUCCUCCAGAUCAAACUACCUGACCUCCUCCUCACCAUGUCCCAGGAGAACAUCAGCGUGCACGACAUUGCCAUCAGUCAGUGGACGGAGGAGGAUGAGAUAGCAGACUACAAGAAGAACCGGGACUGGAUGGACGAGUGCGUGGACGGGAUGUUUGAGAAGUGGUAUGACAAGAUUGACGAGGAGGGUUCCAUGGAGGACAGGAGAAAGAUGCACAUGUUCAUAGCUCGUUAUUGUGACCUGCUCAACGUGGUGAUCUCCUGUGAUGGCUGUGAGAGGAUGGCCCCCUGGCACCGGUACCGCUGUCUGCAGUGUAUGGACAUGGACCUGUGCAAGACCUGCUUCCUCAGUGGUGCCAAACCGGAGGGUCACGAGGACGACCAUGAGAUGGUGAACAUGGAGUAUGCGUGUGACCACUGCCAGGGCCUCAUUGUGGGCAGCAGGAUCAACUGUAAUGUCUGUGAAGACUUUGACCUCUGCUUCGGCUGCUACAAUGCCAAGAAAUACCCCGACAGUCACCUCCCGACCCAUCGGAUCACCGUCUGUCCCAUGGUGACCAUCAGGAUCAGUGACCGCCACCGUCUCAUCCAGCCCUACAUCCACAACUACUCCUGGCUGCUGUUUGCUGCCUUGGCCCUGUACACCUCAGACCUGAGCAGCGAGAGACAGCAGGAGGGGGAGCCUCUGGGGCCAGACACCCUGACCCAGGCCUCCGCCCUGCAGACACGCUGCUCACAGCUCAUUACCGAGUGCCUACUCAAGGGACAGACUGGCAAAGGUCUGCGGUCCUCUGCCCUGCUGUCCCUGCUGGCCUCUAAUGAGUCAGAGAGUGAGCUGUGUCCUGAGUCACCCUCCCAGGAGCUCAGCAUCAACACMACCACAGAAGACACCUCCUCUCUGYCUGGCUCCACCACUGCUAUCUGCUCACCACUGCCCUCUAGGGACAAGAGUAAAGCCCAGGGGAAGGAGAAAGGGAAGGAGAAGGAGGUGCAGUCUCCCCCUGCUGCCCUGGAGGUGUGCUCCACGUCAGAGGGAGAAGGAGGACAGGAGAAGGGGAAGAAGAAGCUGGUGAAACAGGACACCCUCGACUCGUCCAGCCUCAGCCAGACCCCGUCUCUGUCCAGCGAGGGAACACUCUCUCCUGUGGUCAGAGCUCCAGAGUCGGGCUCAGAGACCAUCACCUCUCCAACGCCUGAGGACAUAGAAGAGAUGAGAGAGAUGAUGAAGGAGAGGGAUGAGAAGAUGGAGAAGAUGGCCAAGGUGCCCAUCCAGGAGCAUGUGUUUGCAGAGUGCUCCAGAGAGAGGAUCCUGGGACUGCUAGCUGCCAUGCUGCCUCCAGCCAAACCGGGCUCCACCCUUGCUCUGUCCAGCCUGAGCCCCAUCCUGCCCCAGCUCUUCAGGGUGGUCAUCUCCAAUGCCGGGUGUCUGAACGAGACCUACCACCUGACCCUUGGUCUCCUGGGGCAGCURCUGCUGAGGAUACCACCCCUGGAGGCGGACGCGGCCGUCAGAGAUGCCCUGGCCGAUAAGUACGAGCUGCUCACCCCUGGAGAGGGGGCUGCCUCCGGGGCUGACACACAGGGCUGGAAGACCACCCAGCUACUUUUCAGCCUGGGGGCUGUCUGUCUGGACAGUCGUAUAGGUCUGGACUGGGCGUGUUCGGUGGCUGAUAUCCUGCGGAGCCUGAACGCCUGUCCCCAGUGGAGUGUUGUCAUAGCAGCCUUCACUGACCACUGUGUCCGGCAACUACCACAAACGCUGAAACGCACCAACCUCUUCACCCUGCUGGUGCUGGUCGGCUUCCCUGAGGUGCUGUGUAUGGGCACCCAGUCAGUGUUCAUAGACAAUGCCAACGAGCAGCAUCAUAUGAUCCUACUCAAGCACUUCACCGAGAAGAACCACGCUGCUGUGGUGGAUGUCAAGACCCGCAAGAGAAAGACAGUGAAGGACUACCAGCUGAUCCAGCCGCAGGACUCCAGUGCUACAGGCUCCCACAGCCCAGGGUCCCAGGUCCAGGGCGUAGGUCAGGGUCAGGGACCCCCCCAGGCCCAGCUAACCCGCUACCUCAGUAACUUCACCUCCAUCAUCAGCCACCUGCUGCAGAGCAGUCAGGACAGCAGCACCCCCGACGCUGUGGAGGCCUCCUGGGUYGUCUCACUGGCCCUCAAGGGCCUCUACAACACACUCAAGAAGCACGGCGUUGCCGAGGCCCAGGAGGCCAUCCAACAAUCCGGUCUGACCCAGCUUCUGGUCAGGAAGUGCAGUAAGGGGACCGGCUUCAGUAAGCUGUGGCUGCUCCGAGACCUGGAGAUCCUCUCCAUAAUGCUCUACUCCUCCAAGAGAGAGAUCCACAGCAUGGCCCAGGGCCAGGACGGGGAGAGGGAGGAGAAGGAGCAAGACAAGGAGCAUGACUCGGACCACUCUAGUUGUUGUGCCGACGACCCCGACCCAAACCGGCCUGACCCACUGGAGGGGCUCGACGAAGAGACUAAGAUUUGCUUCCAGAUUACCCAUGAUGCCUUAAACGCGCCCCUGCACAUCCUGCGGGCCAUGUACGAGCUGCAGAUGAAGAGAACGGACUCCUUCUUUCUGGAGGUGCAGAAGAGGUUUGAUGGCGACGUGAUAAAGACGGACGAGACGAUUAGGACGCUGGCUCAGAAGUGGCAGCCCACCAAGAGAMCUCGCUCUGAGGAGAGGAGCACCAAGGCUGUGGACACUGACAUGAUCGUCGUGCCCUGUGUGUCCAAGCCCAGUCACUGUGAGAAGGCUACGGAGGAGACCACGGUGGUGACUCAAAAGCUGAUCACCAACACGGAGACUGACCUCCAGCUGAGCUACGCCAAGCAGCGCCGCACCAAGUCCUCCGCCCUGCUGCACAAGGAGCUGGACGCACGCAGCAACCGCUCUGUCAGACAGUACCUAGUCAAGGUGAACCAGGCCAUCGCCACCCUGUAUGCCCGCCACGUGCUGGCGUCGUUGCUGGCUGACUGGCCCCMGGGGGCGCCACUGAGUGAGGAGGCUCUGGAGCUGAGUGGGGCAUCGCACAUGGCCUACAUCCUGGACAUGCUGAUGCAGCUGGAGGAGAGACCACUCUGGGAGAGGAUUCUACAGAAAGUGCUGGUUGGCUGCAGCCAGAGCAUGCUGGGUAGUUUGUCUCUGACAGCGUGUCAGUUCAUGGAGGAGCCUGGCAUGGCCGUGCAAGUCAGGGAGUCCAAACACCCCUACGACAACAACACUAACUUUGAGGACAAGGUGCACAUCCCAGGGGCCAUCUACCUAUCUGUGAAGUUUGACUCCCGCUGUUACACUGAGGAGGGCUGUGAUGAACUUAUCAUGGGCAGCAGCUCUGACUUUCUCCAGGACCUGCACAACUUCAGCGGCUCCCCACAGAAAUGGACUGACUUCGAGAUCCCUGGGGAUACUCUGCACUACAGGUUCAUCUCAGACAUGAGCAACACAGAGUGGGGAUACAAAUUCACUGUCACCGGGGGACACAGGGGCCGCUUCCAGACAGGUUUUGAGAUCCUAAAACAAAUGUUGGCUGACGACCAAGUGCUCAGCCACCUCCCAUUGGCUGACAUCUGGGAGUGGCAGGUGGGCGUGGCCUGCCGCCAGACCGGGAACCAAAGACUGAAGGCCAUCCACCUGUUGCUCCGCCUCCUGCAGUGUCAAUCACAGAGGGGCUGUGAGCUGACCCUGCUGAGGCCUCUAUGGCAGCUGUUCAUGACCAUGGAGAGUGGUCUGAGUCAGGACCCCACCAGUAUCACUGUACUGCUGCCCCUACACAGAGCACUCACUGAGCUCUUCUUCAUCGCCGAAGCCAGGGCCAUGGAGGAAGGCAUUCUCCAGGAGUACCUAUUAGCCUUGACCACCAAUGAACAGCUCCUAGCCCGCACAGCACUGGCUCUGAAGAACAUCGCAGCCAUCAGUCUGGCUAUCAAUUACCCCAAUAAAUCCACCAAGCUGCUCAAUACAUCCCCCUGAGAAUGGAGAGAGAGACGGAACAGUGGAGAGAGAGGAGGAGAAAAAGAAAGCUAGCGACUUGGAGGGGUGGAUAUCCUCACAUCCUGUCUCUGCCAGCUCUGAAAGAGGGAUGAAGGGGAUGGAGAGAAAGAAACACCCUCUGAAUGUCUUCCUACAACAGCAGAACUGUAAAAGGGAUUCACUCCUUCCUUCCCUGCUUCUAUUCUCUCUCAAUCCCCAUUUCUAUCCUCUCUCAAUCCCCCUGUUUUCCCUCUCCAUCUCUUUGUACUAUUUUUACUGACUGGGGAGAAGGGGGGCUAACUCGACAACAACACAUCACUCUAUCACAAUCCUUUGCCUUAGGUGAAUACAACGUAUCAGCAUCGUGUGGGUUUCAGAGAAAGAAGAUAGCCUAGCUGUGUCUCUUUGUUUAGGAUUAAGAUGCUGCAGAAGCCCCUGUGCUAAAGCAAAUUAAGUGUGCCAAAUUUGUCACCUUUCUGUGGAGAAAUAGAAGUUUAUUUUCUGUUUAUUUUCUGUUUAUUCUUUUUAUUUUUAACAAAAGCCACCUUGGUUUUAGAAAAUCGGUCGCUCAUGGAGAAGCGGGUCACCUUGCCUAGCUCCCCGAAUCCCUGUCUCUCUGUGGACAAUGUAGAGCAGAACUAAAAAUACAGCUACAGCCCAGAACAGGAGAGAACAUUUCUGUUUAGGCCCCUGAGCCUCAGAUUUGUCACCAUGGGGAGAGAGAACUGAGCUCCGACCUAACAUCUCCACUAUGUUUUCUCCACAGCUUCCUCCUUUUUGUGAACAUAGAGGACAACUGUUUUUGGCCCCAGUGUCAUCUGUCUAUAUCACAGUACUUCAUUUAGAGGGUUACGGGGUUACUCUGGAAACAGUCUCAUGUUGUCAUACUUCCUAGUCUCAUUCACUCGGGGAACAGAAUGGGAGAAUUUGCCAUCUAGGUUCCUCUAUAUAUUGGAUUUCAGUAUAUUCACAGCGUAUAUUGGAUUUCAGUAUUUUCACGCAGCGACAUAAUGGGAGAAAUUGUAAUCUAGGUUCCUCUAUAUAUUGUAUUUCAGUAUAUUCCCAAGGUAUAUUGKAUUUCAGUAUAUUCACACAGACUAUAGGUAUAUGCACCUGUUGACAUGGUAAAAUGACACAGUGCAUGGACAUGGCACCAAUGGUUAACAGGAGAACUCACUUUGUCGACAGUCACUGGUGUUGGCUAAUUAUGACACGAGUGAAAUGCUCGACCACCACGCACCACUGUAGAGUUGUCUGCAUGACAGUGGUCAUGUAUUGAUGGGGUUAUAUUAUAUAUUCACACUCUGGCUGUAUACUGUACUGUAGCUUAUAAGGACACACAUGAGGGGAAAAGUGUGUUCCUGCCAUUUCUGUUCAAAGCUAAGGGAGAACAUGGUCAGUCAGCUGUGUGAUAUGAAGCCCAUUGUACAGCAAACACACACACACACACACACACACCGUAUAGUGUGGCUAGUUUAUUAUAGUAGCCUGGCGGUCCAUGCUUAAUGUGCCAUAACCAACCUCUAGCUUGUGUUCCUUCAUUGUCAUGCUAAAACUACUUGAGAAUUGGCUAUAACACAUACAGUAUGUGGACCUCUCUAUUAAAUAGUGAGUAUUACCUCCACAUAUCAGAACUAUGGAUAUUUGACCUGAAUGACAUGCCAGAUUGAGAUAUUGAUGCGGGGAUGUGAUUGGUUGUGGUCAGAUAGGUGUGUGAGCUUUCUGGAGUGUGAUUGGUUCUUAYCAGAAACAUAUGAACUUCUUAUGUUUCAUGAUCACAUCUAGAAUUAAGUUGUUUUUGUUUUAGUUCUUUGUUUUAGUUUUAGAUUUUUUGUUUGUAUUUUUUGUUUUUAUUCCUUUUUUUCCUUUAAAUUCUCCUGAUCAAAUAGAUUAAAAGACGGAAGCCCUUUUAUUUUAAAACAGCUUCCUUAAGGUGAAUUGGAUCGAUAAUUAUAUUGCAGUGUUAUUUAGUACGGUGAUGGAAAUUCAUUGCAAUAUUCAGAGUUCUAUUUUUGUUUAAGUUUUAUGUGUGUGGCAUAAUUUAAUAGGGAAGACGACGGAUGCCAAAGAAUACCCUUUUUGUCAAAUCAUUAAAUGUGUCUGAUAUGAUAUCUCUUCCAACCAGAGCACUUUAUGGAUGUGUUGUCACAUAACUGCUCUGUAUUGUGUGGAAAUAGGGGAAAGGAAGGAAAACUAUAAGAGAUGUGUUCUUUUUAUUUUGGAGGUCCUGUACUGUUAUUGAGAACAGGUUAGCUGGGUGCUAGCUGAYGAUGACACAGGCUGUUGGGUCUCCAGUGUUUUUGUUUACAUGAGCGUCAGCCAGUGUUGAGCAUCUAAAAAUGGCCGUCACACGGCCACCAAGAUGACCCCCAACAUGGGCGUCUCUUCCCUCCCAGAGAAUCCAGUUCAACAGCGCCUCACGUAUACUCCCCUACAUCUUUAUUUGGACAGGGRAGCUAAAAGUUUCAUUUGGCUCUAUAUUCCCGAAUUUUGGAUUUGAGAUCAAAUGUUUUCUGAGGCGACAGUACAAAAUAUCACCUUCUAUUUGAGAUUAUUUUCAUACAUAUCUGUUUCAUUGUUUAGAAAUGAAAGCACUUAAAGUAUCUCAUCCCCCCCCUCCAUUUGAAGGUACCAUACGAAUUUGGCCAAAUGGACUUAGUGUAUUAAAGUAGUCAGAAGUUUAGUACUUUGGUCACAUAUUCCUAGCACUCAAUGACUGCAUCAAGCUUGUGACUCUACAAACGUGUUGGAUGCGUUUACAAUUUGUUUAGGUUGUUUCUGUUGUGUCCAAUAGAAAUGAAUGGUAAAUAAUGAAUUAUUAUAUGAGUAAUUCAUUCACUUUAAUUGUAAAUAAGAAUAGAGUAGGUUUCUGAACACACUAAUGUGGAUGCUACCAUGAUUACGGAUAAUCAUGAAUGAAUCAUGAAUAAUGAUGAGUGAGAAAUUAGAGGCAUCAAUAUUAAAUGCCCCAAAAAAUACUAACUCCCCUUUUAUUGGUAAUGGUGAGAGGUUAGCAUGUUUUGGUGGUAUGAUCUUUGUUCCUCUGUAACUUUGUUGCUCAUCAUUAUUAACGAUUACUUUAUGAUUAUCYGUAAUCRUGGUCACAUUCACAUUAAUGUAGAAGUGUUCAGAAACAUUUAUAUUCUUAUUUACAAUAAAAGUGWUUCUAAAAUCA
Molecule: messenger RNA, 12593 nt
Organism: Salvelinus sp. IW2-2015
Lineage: Eukaryota; Metazoa; Chordata; Actinopteri; Salmoniformes; Salmonidae
Gene: zzef1
Product: zinc finger, ZZ-type with EF hand domain 1
Molecular function (GO): calcium ion binding; zinc ion binding
Source: RefSeq, a predicted model, not a curated record